Messenger RNA from Corythoichthys intestinalis (scribbled pipefish), 2631 nucleotides. It is a transcript of the gene cenpv, whose product is annotated as centromere protein V. Bases 262 to 762 code for a protein of 166 amino acids. The record is from RefSeq and is a predicted model, not a curated record. Gene Ontology annotation, molecular function: carbon-sulfur lyase activity. The transcript is spliced from 5 exons. NCBI's taxonomy places the organism in Eukaryota, Metazoa, Chordata, Actinopteri, Syngnathiformes, Syngnathidae.
UGUGUCAGGAUGAACUAGUUCAACCCUGGAGGAAUGUGUUUGUGUAAAACUAACUGCUGUACUUUGCCCUUCCCUUUGCUUGGAAAUAAUGACAGGGGCCCUUAAAAGUGUUCCUGGAAAAAGCCGUACGGACACCUUGCACUUGCGAAAAGUGGUUUAUCACGUGAAAACACUGUAUUGAGCGCUAGAUAAGAAACAUGUCAAAGGUUAUUACAUUUGAAUGAAACAGUUGCCGUGAAUGAGGACAGCUUUCUUAUGUAAAUGACCCCAAAUGGACUUUUGACGUUGCAACUUGGAGGAGCAUUUGUUUCCAUAACCGGUUUCGCAAGGAACAAAAUGGACCUUGUUAAACAUACCGGUGGAUGCCAUUGCGGAGCUGUUAGGUUUGAAGUAUGGAACUCUCCAAACCUCCAUGUUUUUGAUUGCAAUUGUAGUGUUUGUACAAAGAAACAAAACCAACAUUUCAUUGUCCCCAAAUCCAACUUUACACUUGUACAGGGUGAGGAUCAUCUGACCACGUAUACAUUUAACACCCACGUUGCAAAACACACCUUUUGUAAGAAGUGUGGUGUUCAGAGUUUCUACACACCGCGGUCCAACCCUGACGGAUAUGGUGUUGCACCACAUUGUUUGGAUCCAGGCACAGUCCAAAGUAUCACAGUAGAAAAAUUUUGGGGAGACAAAUGGGAAGAAAGCAUGCAGGCACAUAAGACCAUCAGGGACAUGUCAAAACACACGAAAGACAUUCAAGAGACAAAAUAAUUCUUAGUUUUAGUUUUUAAUCAGCAGUAUAAUAGAAAAAAAACCAAAGCUUUACAUCUUUUCUGUAAACAAUACUGACUAAACAUAAUAAAGUUUAUUGCGGCUGUAAAUUGAGUGUACUAAGUAAUGGCAAUGACUUUAUGACACCAAUGACCUAUUCUGUGUCUUUUUCAAGUAUAUUCACAGCUUAUUUAAUUUAUAUAUAGCUACAAGUAUAACAUUUUUAAUACAUUUUCUCAACCUUUGGUCCUUGUGGAAUCAUCUGGAAUGUGUUAACAAACAUGUAGCGUGAGAAGGUGAUGUAAAGAUACCGAAACCAAACCAGUUGAGUGCGAUGACAAAGCAUUGCGGCCUGCAAAGAUGACAGUUUAGAUUAAAAAAGCAAGUGUCUUUGGCCACUUGAUGCUUUUAGACUCCUCAGUGGUAUACUGAAGACUUACUUUGCACUGCUUGUAGCCCUUUGAGCCUAUUAUGCAGCAAAGGGAUGAGGGAAGCAGCCAGCUGAGAGGAAGUUCUAGGAAGGAGACAUAUUUCCUGAGCAGGCCGACAGACACUAAAGAGAACAAACAGCAGUCUGGGGAACAGGAAGAGAUAGCUUUUGUUUAAUGUUACAGCUGCAGAUGAUUAUUAUCAAUGUAGAACAUUCUCGUGGCACAUUACAAAAUUGAGGGAAAUACAGCACUACUACAAGACAGGUGUCCUGACCUGACUCUGAGAAUAAAAUUGCAUUGAGCUACAAUUUAUGUACAGUGACGAGGAGAAGUAUUUGCAGCCCUUGUGAUUUUGCAAGUUCACCCACUUACAAAAUAGGUAGAGGUAGGGGUGUGACAAUAUAUCGAAAUGGUGAUAUAACGUGAUACUUUGUAUCCCAAAAGGUUAUCGAUAUGCUCCAGCCAAGAAUCGAGAUAUCGUUUUAAAAAGGUUACCUAUAAGGCUGCAUUGAUGGUGCUCGACGCCCAAUCAUUUAGACUGGGAACGUUUGAUUAUUCGAAAGCAGAGCAUUUACAGUUAUUAUGUCCAAUUUUCAGGGCAUUUGCAGGUCAUUUACUGUUCAUUUUGGGGCAUUUACAGGUCAUUUCCUGUUGAGUUUGAGUCACUGUCUAUUGAUUCGGGUGAUUCCCAGGCCACUUCCUGUUCUGUAACUCAAAAUAAACAGGAAGUGACCCAUAAAAUACCCCAAAAUUAACAGGAAGUAACUGAAAAUCAACAGGUAAAUGACCUUAAAUGGCCCAAAAUUACCUCAUUGCCUGGCAUUGGCUGCCACUGAUGGCCAUUGACGUUCAGUUCGUUUCAACUGGGAGGAACAUUCGUUCAUUCGCUGCCAUCCCUCCCACUUCUAAUGGAUUGGACGUCUACAAGUGAUGAACUCAUUCCAGUUCACAGAAGAAGCUUGUUUUUCUGUUCAUUAGUGCUUUGUAAAAUCUCAUAGAAUGAUUUCCUGACCAAUGUAUUGAUAACCGUUGUAUCGCCAUAUCGUCAGAUCAUCGUUAUUGUGAGCUUUGUAUCGCAAAUCGUAUCAUUUCGUGAGGUACCCACUCAUAGGUAGAGGUCUGAAAUUUCAAUCAUAGAUGAAUUUCCACUUAUAGAGACAUAAUCUAAAAAAAAUACGGAACUCAUAUUGUAUGAUUUUUCAAUAAUUUACUGGGGUUCAUAAGUAUUUGUACCCCUGAGAAAAUCAGUGCUAAUAUUUAGUGCAGAAGCCUUUGUUUGCAAUUACAGAGGUCAGACGCUUUCUGUUGCUCUUCACCAGGUUUUCUCAUAUGGAAACAAGGAUUUUGGCCCAUUCGUCCACACAAAUCUUCUUUAGAACUGUCAGGUUUGGAAGAUCCAGCCACGACUCAUCUUCAAGUCUCUGACUGAGGGAAGGAG